AUGUCAGAAUAUACUGCACCAUUCACUGAUGAACUCAGUUCCUCUUUGCUGGACAUGACAAAUACAGCAUUUCCGACUCGAAGGCAGGAUGUACUCGGAAAUGGAAAUCAGCACAAUACUCAAUGGAAUUUUGGCAAUUCUUUGGCACCAGGGUCCCAACCUUCCGUCAACAUGGCUCUACCUCAGGGACAUUUUAACACCAUGUCUAUUCUUCGAAGAGCAACAAACUCCGAGCUUCUUGCUGCUUCUAAUGAAGCAUUUUAUACAAUUUUUACUGAGAAUAUGGCCUUGAAAGCAGAGAAUAGUGCAAAAAGCGAGCGAAUUCUUGAGCUCAAGUUAGAGCUUACAAAUCUCCGAGCUGGUCAAUUCCAACAAUCCACAACACUGAAAACUAAUCUCAAUGGCCAGCAAUUGGCCACUGCAUCUAUAAACGAGCAGGGCAAUGGUCAAGUCAUUCCGAGUAGGCUCACGGUGCCACCCGAGGUUCCCGAUGCAGAGGAAGAUGAUUAUCCUCUUGCUCGUUACUGGGAUGAGUCGUCGUGGAAAGCAUUUAAAGAAAAAGAAGCAAAUGCUAACCGACAUGUCAAAACGACGGCAUAUCUUACUGACGAAGAAGGUGACCCACUUGAUAAGGCAAGACUGACCCUGAUAAGCCAGACACUCAAAAGCUGCUUUAACGAGCUUCACCAUUACCGACUGGACCCGUCGACGUGGGCCAAGAAGAUGCCGAUUGCCGAUGACUUCACAAACAACACGAUGCGUGCAAAAUUUCCUGAGUUCACACUGUGCAGCAACAACUGGAAGCUUUGUUUAUAUAAAACUCAGCUUUAUCCGGGAUGGAAUCGGUGGAGUCGGAGCAGUAAACAUGCUCCAUUAAGUCGUGAGAAACCAUCGUUCAAAAAGCGAAAGGCUAACAUCAGUGAAAACCACGAUGCUGAAUCAAAGCGAGGCCGUCACAAAAAGACAAAAAACACGGUCGCACCUAUCGAAGUUCAAGUAGAUAAGGAGGUUGUUGAAAUCAUUGAUGAUGACGACAUGGACUCGAUGUAUGUGUCAGAUCACGCCAAGAGGCCUAGUGUUGGUGCAAAGGGCCGUGCUUCUGACGAAGGUAACAGUUCCGCCCUGCAGACACCCGCCCCGGAUGUCGCUCCAGUAGAUUCUUCAUCAAGUCUUCUAGGUGCUAUUACGGUGCCUCAUCGUGAGAUGUUUCCUUCUGCUACAACACCCCAGAUGUCACCUCAAGCAAAUAAUGGUGCCAUGGCUAGACUUGCGGGUAAGCUCAUGGUGCAAAUCAUUAAUUUGAAUCAUUCUACUACCUUUAUUCCAUUUCCCGUAGGUGCACUAGCAACCGAUUUAACAGACACGGGGGCAUCUGUUGUACACAUAAACAACCCACAACAAAUGGAAAUGCAGACAACCUUUGUUGGCCCCGCAUCGACGAAGCCAAACUCCGAGACCACAAGACUUCUAGCAGCCUCUUUGUCUCCUACUGUUGCAUCGUUGUCAUUGCCUCCAUCAAAAUCAAGGAAGACAAACUUGUUGUGA
Molecule: messenger RNA, 1545 nt
Organism: Psilocybe cubensis
Lineage: Eukaryota; Fungi; Basidiomycota; Agaricomycetes; Agaricales; Agrocybaceae
Exons: 5
Coding region: 1-1545 (514 amino acids)
Source: RefSeq, a predicted model, not a curated record